This is a messenger RNA of Haemonchus placei, 498 nucleotides long. The record is from the annotation of a GenBank genome assembly. Lineage: Eukaryota; Metazoa; Nematoda; Chromadorea; Rhabditida; Trichostrongylidae.
UUUUUCAGAACUGCUCUGUCUUCGGAAGUUGAGCGAGAGCUCUCAGGUGCUUUUGAUAUCUCUAGCAUAUCUACGGAGGCAAGAGAAUGGCUCGAGGAAAGAAUUGCUGAACAGGUUCUCGAGAGGGUGAAGAAGUUGGAGGAAGCCAUGACAGAAAGUCAGAAAAGAGCACGAGCGGAGGUGGAGUCUCGAUUAAGAGCACAAAUACUCGGCGAAAUGGAAGAGGAAAUGGCUUCCAUACGCAAACGAGAAGAGGCCUCUAAAGCAAAGUGUGCUGCUCUCGAGAAGGAACUUGAAGAGAAAGUUCGACAAGCUGAUGAGAGUGAAAAAAGGUUCAACGAGGAGCGCCUGGCAAUGCUCGCUGAGAGAAGUGCGUUGGAACGUGAAAGGCAGGAAGUUCUCCGAGAAAAGAGUGCGCUACAGCAAAAGGAGCAACUCGCUAUCAUCAAUAAGGGUGGAGCCGUUCGACCUCCGAUCAAGUUUUCGUUCGGGAAAUAA